Molecule: messenger RNA, 1211 nt
Organism: Cantharellus anzutake
Lineage: Eukaryota; Fungi; Basidiomycota; Agaricomycetes; Cantharellales; Hydnaceae
Exons: 4
Coding region: 222-1025 (267 amino acids)
Source: RefSeq, a predicted model, not a curated record
UUCGAAGUAGCUCAUCCGCAUCCACCGGCUGAUAUUCACGUACCCAACUCCCAGAAGCACCGAUUCAGAGGACCGUCAAUGUCCCUUCCCCAGCCAGACAAUGGCGGCCAUGCCCUUACAUGGGAUUCUAGCGUAAGGGUAAGGUGUUGGUUCCGCUCUGGAGAUGGGAUGCUUCGUAACCACAUCUUCGUCAACAGAUACGCACUGUGUCUGAUUUAUCCAUGUGCAGUGAGCAGGAUGAACACCCAGCCACCCAGGAUAUCCUGCAUAUGAUUCCAUCAGUUGGAAAGACAGUUGUGCCUCUCAGUCAGCUAUGUGACGAACUGAGUCGAAGUACUCAAGCCGAGGGUGCUACGGUGACCUCAAUUGUUCGGUAUUCAGGGAAGGGUAGCCUGAGCCAUCGGUUUGUACUUCUCGCUGGAGAAAGAAAUGGACACGAGUUUUGGAUUCGUCUUGAUCGCCGCCCCAACACCCAGAGCACAUUCAGAUUGCUUUUCUCACCGCCUGACGGAGGCGCGAAAGAUGCAAAUUUAGCAUUAAAUCAGGCGCACGUUCUCGAAGACCAGGAGAAAAUGGAAGCUCAAGUACAUUUUCCCACUCCUAUUCCUCUUAAAUCUUUUGGAACGGUACUCAAUAUCAUCCGGGAUGGCUCAACGUUAUAUGGACUGAGAAAAGAGAAUUGCUGGUUUUUUUCAUCUGUUAUCCAGGAGAUAUCAAUUCAGUUUUUCGGUGGCUCCUUUCGUAGACUAGAUCGUCUGAACCACCCAACCUUGUCCUACCCCCUUCGUAAAGCAAUCAAAGCGAGGAUGUAUGCCAUGCACCCCCCACCCAUCGCGACCUCGAUUAAAGACCUCGAAUCGCUCGCCCUUAUGACACAUGAUCCAAAGAUCCGAACAGUUUUCGUAAAUCUAGCGCGGGUUACUGAGAUUCAGGCCGUAAGUGGAGCUUCCCACUGUUCCGCCUUGCAUCGCCAUCGUGACCAAUUAAAUUACUCAGAGGCUAGUGCACUGCUGCAGCGUAGAUGAUAUCAAAGUUUGGCCAGGCCUCAAGCCAUCUUUGAUGCAGCUGGCUAUGGAUUGUCAAAGCGUUGUUUACGAGCAUCUUCAUUAUUUAUGUGAUGUCACGGGUGCACGACAACUCCAGGAUCUUGCAUUGGUUGACUUUGGUCAUAAAUUGGAUGAGUGGCGACGGUCAGGUGGGUCGGCGCUUGG